GCCGAGGAUUGAGUAACAGAAGCAUGCGGCGAACCCCCGGCGAAACCUCGACAGCUCUCCUGACAUUUGCAAAUCGAGAGGCACUUUGCAUUUGUUCGCGGCCGAGAAAAAACUGUUCGCUUCGGCCGUAUCGCGGUAUAAAUUAAUAUAAUCCGCGCCUUGACAGCCACAGGAGCCGAGAGCCGCGUUGAGAAAAUUCGCCGCGUGUUCCCCAAAUGCGAGCCGACCGAAGAAGAGGCCGUUGCUUCCUUCGAUGUUGCAAACAUGUUAUAUAACAUGAAAUUCAAACGAUAAAUCAAACCGGGUGGAACGUCGCGGGCAGGACAACGAACACCGAAACUAACCCCGUGAAAUUUCAGAGAAUAAUCUUGACGAGUUGUCGCGACAUGUGAUGCGAUUUUCCAGCGGGAAGAGAGGCUACGAAGUAUUCUUCGUUUACUUGCCGUUACUUGAAGGCUGGUGAACAGCCUUGGUAACAAAGAACACUGCGAUGCCCCACUGUACAAACAACUUUGCAUGGUACUUGAGCAAGUUUCUCGCGGGUUUCACGGGCGUGCUCUUCUUUUACGUGUUUUUCCUGAAGGAGAAAGAAUAUAGUUGCCUGUGCAAAGCGAGAUAUCGGGAGUUCCUUCGUGACAAAGGAGAAAAACGACCAGGCAUCUGCGAAUGUGAGACAGGGAGGCAGGCCAAAGUUUAUGCUUGUGGUUGCCCAAAAUCUAUAUACAUGGUACGCUGGACUGAAAGAAUGGUUCCUCGAGAACGAUCCAGCAAUCUCGGUGACUGCACUUGCGAUAGGAAAGGAUCCCGCCAAAAAUGACAAUGGUAUAUCGUCCGUAAAUUGUGCAUGCUGUGCGUCGCUACUUAAUCGGAAGAGUAAGCUUGCAGAAUCAACGGCAUGCGUGAGAAGGAAAAGAUGGAGCCGACAUUGUCUUUUCCGGCAUUGCAGUGGUAUCGUUUGUGCCAAAAAGCUUCUGAAAAGAAAAAGAAAACGAUCUUGCACCCACAUGCGUGUCUCCCAAGACACUAUCACCGACUUCUGGAACUUUUGUGUUAGAAACAUAAACGAUGAAUCGCGGAGUCCUGGAGAUAACGUCCUUGUUCCGAAGUCGAGCGUUGGAUUUGCGAAUUUGAAGAACGGAGAUACAAGAAUCGCAGAUGAACGUGAAGAAAAAAUCCAAAAGAAUUGCUGUUGCAACGGAUUACACGAAAAUCUCAACUCUGUUGAAACAGAAGCGAAUCCAGAAGGUACCUUACAAGAAAACGGCAAAUGUACAGACGAAGUUUCUUCGAAGUUAUGUAUAGAUAAAGAAAAUAGCAAACGGGAAGUAUCGCGAGAUUUUGUUGAUAAGAAUAUGGCUCGAUCAUCCGACCAACAAAUUGAAGUUCUUUGCAAGGAACAAAACUGUUUCAACAGUACGCCAAAGCAGGUUUUGGAUCGAGAUAUUACAGACUCGCGAAACGUUAAUGCGAAAACUGAAUUGGCAAUCGAUUCGAAUAAAUGCGAUUACACUUUGAAAGAAAAUAGGAAAGAAUCGAAAAGCGAGACCAGUUUUAGCGAAACAAUUAUAGCAGAUACUUGCAUGGAUACGCUUCUGUACCGCGAAUUGCGAACGAAACGUGCUCCUAAAAUGAAGAACAAAGCGCCAAUAGCUCGUUCAAAAUCUAGCAAAAGCAUCGAAUCGAAAUUAACUAAUGGAUCGGAAAAGGCUAUGUUUCUACAAAAUUCGAACACCGAUGAUUCGAACACUCUAGAAAAUUGUUCGCAACCGGUUUUUGUCAAGGAAACGCACAAACAUAGUUCAGAAUAUUCGGCGACAAAGCCAUCCGCGACUUCGGGGUUGCAAAACGAAUGCCUUCGCGAUGAAUUUGAAACUACUUGUUUCAACGCCUAUCAAGCUAGUACAAUAAGUCAGAAGAAAGUUUGCAGAAAUUGUUCUCACAGUUUAAAAAGUCGCAGUCGGCCGCGAUGGAGUAUCCCUAAAAAAGCUUCCUCGACGAAAUUCAAUUCUAAUGUUUGCAAACAUUGCAAAACCUCCUGCAAAAGUUCGCAUCCGCAAAAGAACAAUUUCUCUAACGACAAUGGGAAAUUUGAAAGGAUCGCCGAUUCCAUGCUCGAUCGCGAAUCCACUUUAGCCACGGAGAAGUGUCUUCUGAAAUGUAAGACGCCGUUCUCGCAGAACGAGAAGAAAGUAACUGCGAACAUGUCCAAGAAUCGGAAGUACGAGGACUCUACGAUUCUCGGGGACAGUUCUUCCGCAAUUUCUUCCGAAAGCUCUGACAGCGAUAGUCGAGCCGCGCUCCGUCGUCCAUUAUGCAAAUCGAGAAUGCAUAAUCAACAUGAUCACGAUCACGCUUCUUCGUCUAAUCUGUUCCCGUGGAAAAGGUGUCCGUCUUGCACGGUGCUGUUCGAGUACUCGGCCUGCAAGAAUGGGCAAUCGAUCUCCAACGCCCACAAGCGGAAAAGAGAUCAAAGAAUACGGGGGAGUCCGACGUCGACUUCUUCAACAUCUUCCGUCUCGACGUCGAUUUCCAGAGAAGCCUGCGCGUUCAGAAGGAAUAAUGCCGAUCGGAACAUGCAUAUCCUAUUUAGAAAAAGUAACAGAAUAUUCGACGAAGAAGCUGCAAGUGUUUGGGAAUCAAGAAACAGACCGUUCGAAGGGACCAGACUUUACGAACAGGGCGCAAAUAAUAGAACGAUGUACACGGAUGAACGUCGCGUAAAGUGGGGUUUCAAGCGUGCUUAUUAGCGAUCGUUGAGUAAGUGGUAAGAAAAUGAGUAACUUCAUCAGCGACGAAGUGGUAUAAGUCGCGUGGUCCAAUUAUUGAGAUUCGAUGUAAGUACAGUAAUGUCUCCCUAACUGACGCUCAGAUUGUUCAGAAAACUGGACAAUUCGGGAAGAGGAGAU
Messenger RNA from Megalopta genalis, 2906 nucleotides. The record is from RefSeq and is a predicted model, not a curated record. NCBI's taxonomy places the organism in Eukaryota, Metazoa, Arthropoda, Insecta, Hymenoptera, Halictidae.